Messenger RNA from Papaver somniferum (opium poppy), 1127 nucleotides. RefSeq lists its product as uncharacterized. The record is from RefSeq and is a predicted model, not a curated record. The transcript is spliced from 2 exons. Bases 210 to 1127 code for a protein of 305 amino acids. NCBI's taxonomy places the organism in Eukaryota, Viridiplantae, Streptophyta, Magnoliopsida, Ranunculales, Papaveraceae.
CCAUGAACUGCUGAAUGUUAAGUUAAUUUGAUACUUUGGUUGCAGUGUAUUCAUGUCAUGUAGUAGGAAGUAUUUAUCAUCUUGCGCCUUCCUUGUUUAUUAGAUUAUGGCUUCAAGUUCAAACCAAUCCCCAUUGCCUUCGUUUGACUUCGUUUAACGAAGUUCCGGCCAAUUGGUCUAUAGUACAUGAGUCACAUUUCAUAGAGUUUAUGUUAGAUAAGGUCCGAAUAUGUGGCGAAAAUAGGCAAACAGGAACCUUUUCAAAGCAUGAUUGGACUGACAUUAGGAAGCAGUUUCAUAAGAAGUUUAGGUUGAAAUAUUCUUUGAAGUCGUUCAAGAAAAAAUUCACCAAGUUGAAGGAAAAGUACAAAGAUCAUAAGAAACUCGUGGAAGAUAACACCGGAUUAGGCUGGGAUCCUGUUUUGUGUACCGUAGAGGCCUCAAAUGAAUGGUGGGAUGAGCAAGUGAAGAAUUUUCCACGAACAAAGGUGUUCCGUGUCUCUGGUUGCCCCGAAUAUCGGAAGCUACAAACUAUAUUUGGUGAUACCGUGGCAACGGGAAAUCUUAGACAGACACAAGAAGGUGGUUUUUCUUCUACCGAUGGUGAAGAUGAGAUAGAUAUGACUGAAAAUGGAAGUCCCACGCAACCAUUAGAUACACAGGUCUUCUCUAAUGGUGGUGUCACGGCUGAUAGGAUGGAAGAAAAUGUUGAUUUUCGUCGUCGCUCGCAAACACCAAGUGGUAGCCACAGAAGUACCCAUGUUCCCAAUGAUAGUGGUGAUGUAGCUGGUGAGAUGGAAGAAAAUGUAGAUAACCAAUUUCGUAGCCGUUCGCGUACACCGAUUAGUAGUAGACGUGGCAGGAAAGAAAACAAGGCUAAUGAGAUCGGAGAGUCGUUAAAGAUGUUAGCUGAAAAUGCUAAAGCUAAACUAGAGGAUAAAACAAAAUAUACCAUCUCUGAAUUCUUAGAAAUUUUGGAUUCAAUGGGGGCACAUGUUGGAAGGCACACGUAUGUGAAGGCGGUGAAAGUUCUUCAAAACCAAGGAUGGAGAGAGACAUUUAUCAAAAUGUCGAAAGAUCGAAGGGAUGAUUGGAUUGUUUCUAUUCAAGAUGGAACCUUUGACUAA